GUGAAUAGUAGAAAUGGCGGGAUUUAAUCGUUUUCUCGUGGUCUGUUUCGUCAAUUUCCGAAUAAAGUGACAUGAUUACUAUACACGUUUAGAGUUAAUAAAGUUAAAGUUAAUAACGAUCGUGGUGAAAAGGAGCAUCGAAGUCGAACUAGCUGAUGCUGCAAGAAGGUAUUCUGUGAAUAUAUAAGCCAACGCGACAGGUUUUCUGUAAUCAGCGUGUUCCAACGACGACAACUCCCUAACCUUCCAUUCGCCCACGUUGGCAGAUUCGCAAGUAACGCAAACACGCGAAGGGAUGAAUUAUAAGAUGGGAAAAAAAAGAAACAAUCAAUCACCAUCUGUACCAAUACCCGGUCGUGUAAAGGUAGAAAUAAAAGAUGAAUUAGGAGAUAGUGAUGUACUUGUAGCAAGAGAUCGUUUAAAAGGAGCUCUCAGAGAGUUAUUGCAACAUAGUGAUACAGGAUCAUCAGCAGAUUCAAGUGAAGAGAGUUCUACACAAGAUUAUAAACAUCAAAUUAAAAAAAUUGAUAACAUAUAUAGAACAAAAUCAAUGGGUUUUCAACAACCACGUAAAGUAAGACGUCGUAGACAAGUGCAAAUGGAUACUGCAUUUCAUCAUACUUAUGUAAUGAAAUUAUUUGAUAGAAGUGUUGAUUUAGCACAGUUUCAAGAAGAUACACCACUUUAUCCUAUAUGUAGAGCAUGGAUGGCAAAUCAACCAAGAAAUCCUAAUCUUGUUCCAAAAAUACGUAGUCCAAGUCCAGAGAUAUUAAAUGAAGUUAAUAUAAGUAAUAAUAUAUUAGAUAGUAAUGGAGAAGUUCGUGAUGUUUAUUAUUUACCACCUCCAUUACCUUGUGAAGAAGCUAUACCUAAAAAUCGUAUACCCUCACCAAUAAUUAGAGAAAAAGAGGAAUUGAAUUUAGAUUAUGACGGACAAACUCUAAAAUCACGAGAAAUGUUAUUAAGAGAACACAGAGUACAUUGGAAUGCUGUGCGCAAAAAAUGGUAUCAACAAGCAUAUAAGAAUGAACAACGUUUCACACAAAGUGCAAAUAUAUUAAAUACUAUAUUUAAGAGGGCACAAUCAGAAUUUGAAUGAAUUAUUAUCUGACAAAUUAAUUACUAUCAUCUAUUAGUAAUAAAUAUAAUUUUUGCUUAUGUUAUAUAAAUAUUUUUUUUCACACUUUUUCUACAUAUUUUAUUUUGUACACAUACUUAUAUUUGUUAUAUACUACUUGUAGAAAUAUACCUUUUUAUUACAAUAUUAAUAAUAUACUACAAUUACAUUUCAUUAUGACCAAUUAUUUAAUUUAUAAAAAAGAUUCUGUUUUAAGUAAUAAUUCAAUUUUGAAAUAGAAAUUUUUACAGAUAUGUAGUUAUUACAUUUGUCUCUUGAUAAAUUAUUGGUAUACUAAUAACAAAUUAAUUAAUAAUUUUUUUUUUUUAUUUCAUACACAUAAUUUGUACUAAACAUUCCAACAAAAUUAUUUAUCUACAAUGCAUAAACUACAAGAAAUAAAUAAUAUAUUUUCGUUAUAUUGCUAUUUUUAAUAAAUUGAAAUGCUACUUACAAUUAUUUUAUCACGGGUAUAAAAAGGAACUUGGAAUAGUUUUAAUUGCCUGAACGUUAAGAGGCAGUUUUGUUAGUAUAUUAUUCGAUAAAAUAUUAAUUUGGUAUAUAUCCCUAAAUUUUGAUACUAGAAAUUUUUGAAAAUUCGAAUCUAAUUAUUAGGAAAAAGGAUAAAACAGAUAAUCAUCGAAGACUUGAGAAUUACAAGCUUUUUAUUUGAAAUAUUGACAGUCGUAACUUACAAUACUUUCAAUAAGAAUUUAUCUCUAUUUAUUUAAUAUCAUUUAAUUCGAAUAUAAUUUGGAGAGCCAGAAAUAUUCUGAUCUUUCUGUUAGAGCAAUUGUAAUUUUCAAGACUUCUGAGUAUUAUGCAUAAUAUACCAUGUAUUCCUCCAUACUAUUCAAUUUUUUAAUUCAUAUAAAAUGUAGCUAAGAAAUAAAUAACAUAAUUUAAAUUAUUUACUUUCAUAGUUAAUGUUAUAUUAUCUCCACCGUUCGAUUUAUAUAUAUAUAUUACGUAUGUACGUACGUACGUAUGUAAUGUAUGUAUAUAUUUAUGUAUAUAUAUAUGUAUUCAUAAACACAUAUACAUACAUACAUACAUAUAUACAUAUUAUAUAUAUAUAUAUAUUUUUUUUUAACUAUUUAUAUAUAUUAUAACAAAUGACUGUUGUAAACAACAGGUUUAUUUAAUGCGUCUUAUGAAUUGUAAGAAAUGAUUUCGCGUUUAAUAGCCAUGCUUUUGGAAGAUUUCACGUAGUCGUGGAAGUAUAAUGUGAUCAAAUUUGCUAUGACUAUUGCACAUUCAUUUGUCUGUGAGAGAUAAUUCCAACACUUGUCGAAACGUUUCUUCUUCUAAUAAUCGACGCUGUUCUUCUUCUAACUGUUGUAAUUCCGAAAGUCUUAACGCCAGUCUUAAUUGUUCCGCUGUAUCUUCGAGCGAGUCACUGUUUUCUAAAUCAUUUGUUUUAUCCGUGUUAUUUUGACCGCUCGCACAUCCAGCAGUACUAUCUUGACAAAGCGCCAAACUUGCCUGUAUAGCUCUGUUUUACAUAUGAGAGAAAAAGAAAGGAUAAAAAUUAUUUAUUAAAAAAAAAAUUUUCUGAUAAUAAUAUUCUAUAGGUACAUUAAUAUGUACUAAAAAAAUAUGUAAUAUAUGUAAUAAUGUAAUAAAAAAAAAUAAAAUAUCAAAAUAAA
This is a messenger RNA of Apis cerana (Asiatic honeybee), 2766 nucleotides long. It is a transcript of the gene mip40, whose product is annotated as Myb-interacting protein 40. Gene Ontology annotation, biological process: negative regulation of transcription by RNA polymerase II. NCBI's taxonomy places the organism in Eukaryota, Metazoa, Arthropoda, Insecta, Hymenoptera, Apidae. Gene Ontology annotation, cellular component: transcription repressor complex; Myb complex. The record is from RefSeq and is a predicted model, not a curated record.